Messenger RNA from Penicillium nucicola, 897 nucleotides. RefSeq names its product RTA1 domain-containing protein. Gene Ontology annotation, cellular component: membrane. The transcript has 3 exons. Bases 1 to 897 code for a protein of 298 amino acids. The record is from RefSeq and is a predicted model, not a curated record. NCBI's taxonomy places the organism in Eukaryota, Fungi, Ascomycota, Eurotiomycetes, Eurotiales, Aspergillaceae.
AUGCAGCAUGAGAUGCUUUCAAUCCGCUCUGAUGAUGAACCCAUUUUCGCUUUCUACCGUUAUAACCCCAGCAUGGGUGGUGCUAUCCUGUUUACCCUUCUUUUCAUGGGCACCACAUUCUACCAUAUAUUCCAGUUGAUCAAAACUCGGACUUGGUUUUUUAUUCCAUUUGUGAUCGGUGGUCUUUUUGAGAUUGUGGGAUAUAUCGGCCGCGCCGCGUCAAGCAAGCAGAGUCCGAACUGGACUCUUGGGCCAUAUAUAGUACAGACGCUUUGCCUGCUUCUAGCACCUGCUCUCUUAGCAGCGUCAAUAUACAUGCUUCUCGGGCGAAUCAUUCUAGUGUUGCAAGCAGAGUCGCACGCGGUUCUUAAGAAGAAGUGGCUCACUAAGGUUUUCGUCACUGGCGAUGUGAUGUCGUUCUUACUGCAAGGUGCUGGUGGAGGCAUUCAGAGCAGCGGAAGUCUUGACGGCAUGAAGUCUGGAGAGCACAUUAUCAUUGCCGGCCUUUUUGUCCAGAUCAUAUUCUUUGGAUUCUUUAUUGUUGUCGCUGUUCUAUUUGACUUCAAGUUACGCAAAUAUCCUAUUCCAAGGUGUUUUGCUGGCGAGGUUCCAUGGAGAAAGCAUCUUACCAUUCUCUACGCGACUAGCUUCUUGAUUCUUGUGCGCUCGGCCUUUCGACUUGUGGAAUACAUCCAAGGCAACCAGGGAUAUCUUUUGCAUCAUGAAGUCUACUUAUAUGUGUUUGACUCACUGCUCAUCUUCAUUGCGAUGAUUAUUUUCAAUGUCGCUCACCCCCACGAAAUUACACGCCACUUGAAAGCUGUUCCAGAUUAUGAGUUGACUCACAACCCGAGAGAACAAACCGUCAAGCCAGAUGGAGCUUAUAACGGCACUUGA